Molecule: messenger RNA, 414 nt
Organism: Staurois parvus
Lineage: Eukaryota; Metazoa; Chordata; Amphibia; Anura; Ranidae
Source: the annotation of a GenBank genome assembly
UUAUAUUAGUGCAGAACACUGUACCUUUAAUUUAAAUGCCCUUGGAGUCUGCUGGGGAAGAGAAAUAAUACUGUCAGUCAGUAUGACAUGCAGAUGAGUGCCGUCGAUCUUAGAAUCACCGCACACUUCACUCAUUUGGGCAGUCACGGGGCCAAAACCAGAGUGUGGAGCCACAGUGUGGCGGUGGAGGCAGCAGCAAUGGGAGGCCAUACAGCACCCUAUGACAAAAUGGAACCCACCAGCAGUGUGGGCAGAGCGGUACAGGGGUCCAUGGCAGAGUGGCGAAGCGUAAGCAGCUUAAAUUGAAGGCCAUACAGAGGCCUAUGUUAAAAAGUCCCCCCAGCAGCAGUGUGGGGAGACGACUAUCAAGAGUCCAAUGGCAGAGUGGCGGAGCAGAAGCAGCUUCAAUUGAAG